CGCUUCACCACUUCUGCCUGCCAAAACAUGCAGUUCGGCUACUCGUCCACGGUCCAGAAACCGAGGUCCGCAAUAAAGCGGCCACGGAAAUCUACAAUCUGCAAGACCUGCGCUACCCGCCGCGUUAAAUGUGACAGAGAAAAGCCUUGCGGUAACUGCAAGCUCCGGGGCCAUCUCUGCGUCUAUCCCUUCGAGACUGCACCGGCCGCCUCAUCAUCAUCCGCUGACGGCCCUUCCACCGCCGCUGGCGCUGCUGCUCCUGACAUCUCCGCAUCGUCCGCUCCAUCAAUCGAUCCGACAAUCGGCUCCUCCUCUUUACCUUCUGCUGUCGAUGCUGAUGUCGAUAUCUCGAGCUCGGCCCCACAGCAGCCGAGUUCCACCUUCUGGCCCCCCUUCUUCAACGAUAACAAUAUUGACCCGAUCGACAGCGUGACAGCCGCCUUUGCCGUCGCCGAUCUCGAUCCUACCGCAGCCCGCCUACAGCGUGCGCGCCUGAUCUCGCAAAAUCUGCCGCCGAGAUCAGAAUGCGACUCGCUCGUCACGGACUUCUUCGACUGGGUCUACCCCAUCUGCGCUCUGAUGUCCCGAACUCGUCUCUGGGAAAUUUACCACGAAUUCUGGACUUCCGGUGAUACUGACAACUCGAGUAAUUUCAUCAUCAUCUUCGCUAUUCUAUACGGUGCCUCUGUAUCGCGCAACAGCAAGCUCAAAUUCAGCGCCGCCCGACACGGAAAAAUUCUACCGGAUGACCCUUGCAGAGUACAAGUCGCUCGGUUCCAGGCGGCAACUGAGUCUGCGCUUCGCAUCGUGGACUUUCAAGCGCGGCCGACGCUCAUGGGUCUGGUCGCUGCCACAAUGUUCCAGAUUUGCCGUCGCAGUCAGACCGUGGCCGACGCGUCGGCCUCAGUCUCGACCUUACUUCGUAUCGCGCAAACAAUGGGUCUGCACCGCGAUCCUUCAAUGUUCAGGUCCAACCGGAUCUCGGUCGAGGACGCUGAACUAAGACGGCGCGUGUGGUGGCAUUUGGUCUAUCUUGACGGCGUACUCUCAACCGGCAACGGCCUGCCGGUAUCGGUCCAAAGAUCCGCCUACGACGUCGUCUUCGUGUCUUACGACAGCGACAACAUGCUUGACGAAGACAAGCUUUUAAUCAUGCUUGGAAACUGUCUCGCAUAUAACAGUCAUGUACUUGCUCCUCAGUUUGCUGAUAUCUUGGGUGCUCGCGGAUUUACCUUCGAAGCGAUUAAGACUCUCGGCACCUCUCUCAUGUCCGUCAAGGCCUUCUACGCCGACACUAUCCGAAAAAUUAAUGCGCUCACGUUCGACACUCAUUCGCCCUACAUCAUCCCGGAAAAACUGUUUCAUCUCCGUGAGCUCUGUAUUACGAUUAUGUCACUUUCUUGUGAAAAGGGAUUUCUCAUUGCCUACCACGUGAAUUUCGAGCUGAGGCGUCGCAAGCUAGGGGCCUUCGGUCUAGAUUCUGGCGAUUAUACUCUGCCGCUUCUUGAUACAGAGCCUGACGCUAAUGAGCUACAUCGGCGGGAGCACUUCGGGCGUGUCGCACUUCGGUCGAUGAAGCUCUACCUCAGACUGAUUAAAGAUCCCUUCAGAUCGUGUUACUCAUGGUAUCUUGCCUCUCUGCCGCAGUUUCAUGCUAUGAUUGUCGUGCUGCGGGAUAUUUGCGCUGCACCCGCUCGUGGGUUGGUGGUGCCAGAAGAGAGCUUGCUUAUCGACGCUAAUGGUCAGUCACUCACAGAACCGUCGCCGGACAAUAUGAAUAUGCGGGGAAAAGUGACCGAUGACGAGAGAUUGGCCGUGGUGGAGGAAAUAAGACAGGUAACGGAGUUCCAGCGGCUUCACGAGGCCUCACCGUAUAUAAGGGUGCAGUGGGUGAAAACACUGCGAUUGUUAGAAGUCGCUCGUCAGGCCAAGUUCCUCGCUGUGCAAACCUCUCCUAAAUUGACGUCCGUCGAUGGGGUAUCGCCUUCUGUACCUUCUAUGGGAAAUCCCCAGACUGGCGAUGUUUCAGCAGUAUCGCCGGCGUCGACCGCGAUGUCGUCGAAUGAGCCGAGUACUCUUUCGAUCGAUGGUGCUCCAUCCGGCAGCAGUUUUGUGCCCCAGGCAGUGCACGCGACCCUCAGUGAUGCCGAUAUCAGUUCGCUGCUGCUUUUGAAUACUGAGAAAGGGCUCGCGUCUUUUCUCGGAAAUCUAGCCGAUGAUAAGCAGAUGGCGGAUUCGGGCGCUGUAUUCCCUGAUUCUGGCGGCAGUGGGCAAAACUAUACAACCACGGCGCAAAUAGAUCCCAGUCCGUUGUUUAACCCUAUGGUUUACCACAACAGCAACUUACCAAAUCCUUUCAACGCUGCAGCUGAGACCGUGACCGGUGGCGUUGAAAGAGGAAUGGCGAUGGCGGGAGGGGCAGCACUAGGAACGGCAGAAACAGGAGCGGCGGGUGAAGGAGGACCGACCAAUCAACAGCACUGGGUGCCUUCCGGAUUUGACAUUGACUGGUCACUUUACUCUCAUCCAACAUCGUGAUUCGUCAUAACUGCCUUGCAAAUUUUAAUUUUUGUGUAUUUUUAUUGGUUAACGGUUCGGAGUCAUUGAAAUUAUUGUGAGUUAACUAAUUUGGGUGU
Molecule: messenger RNA, 2636 nt
Organism: Myxozyma melibiosi
Lineage: Eukaryota; Fungi; Ascomycota; Lipomycetes; Lipomycetales; Lipomycetaceae
Exons: 2
Coding region: 28-2538 (836 amino acids)
Biological process (GO): regulation of DNA-templated transcription; DNA-templated transcription
Cellular component (GO): nucleus
Molecular function (GO): zinc ion binding; DNA binding; DNA-binding transcription factor activity, RNA polymerase II-specific
Source: RefSeq, a predicted model, not a curated record